This is a messenger RNA of Pelobates fuscus (common spadefoot toad), 1298 nucleotides long. RefSeq names its product protein eva-1 homolog C-like. Gene Ontology annotation, molecular function: carbohydrate binding. The coding region runs from base 27 to 1298 and encodes 423 amino acids. The transcript is spliced from 8 exons. NCBI's taxonomy places the organism in Eukaryota, Metazoa, Chordata, Amphibia, Anura, Pelobatidae. The record is from RefSeq and is a predicted model, not a curated record.
UUUGCUUGGUACUGAAGACUUUCACAAUGCAAGCCUUCCGCAUCACUUCUGUGAUUAAUACUAAACUCUCGAUCAUGUUUUUGAUGUUACCAGCACUGACAGCACCUGCUCCGGAGUUCUCAGAUUACCUCCAGAAGGUCCUGAAAAGUCACACAUCUCAUGCCUGCAAUGGAGAUCUACUCACAAUAUCUUGUCCUCACAAAACAUCCAUCAGCAUACUCUCUGCUUUCUACGGACGUAGGGUGUCCAGUCAAAAUCUCUGCUCCCCCAUGUUUGGUGACACAAAUGAUGACUUGUUCUGUAGUUCCCCCACUGCCCUCCAGAAACUUUCCGAUGAGUGCCAAGAUCGCCGAUCCUGUCAUUUCUCUGUCAACAGCAGGAUUUUUGGAUCAGACCCCUGUCCUGGCACAAGCAAAUACCUGCUGGUGUCAUACAAGUGUAAACCACAUCACCACAGGCUAAAAACAGUUUGUGAGAAUGAGCAACUCAAUCUUACUUGCAAGAAUAACUCAUUGCUCUCAAUAUACUCUGCUAGUUAUGGGAGAACUUUACAUAGGAAGAUAGAGUGUGAUUCAGAGAACAAAACAAAUCCAGAAUAUGAAUGUUCUACACAGACAGCCCUAAGGAAAAUCUCCAGAAGGUGUCACAGAAGACAUACCUGCUCUGUCAGAGCUGAUAUUAGAACAUUCGGUGAUCCCUGUUACCCAGGAGUGGUGAAAUAUUUGACUGUCUCAUAUUCAUGUGUUCCCAGACGUCUUAUGGAGGGUGUCGGAGAGUCAUCUUCGGAUCCAUUCUCCCUUUCAGAUUAUACACAUGGUGGCUGGUACAAAGGCCCCCGACUGUCCAGGCUUACUGAGGAUCUGAUGAUUUUUACCAGCUGUCUGAAAAUAAUUGCCCUUAUUCAGGAUGUACCAGAGAAGGUUGCACUUUAUUUUGUUUGUGGGGUAUCAACAGGUUUAAUAAUUCUGCUCUGCAUCUUUACCUCAAAAGUAAUGCUGGUUCAUGACAUAAGGAAAGUAUUUACUGAAGGCCGGAAAGAAGAGGAGCCAGUCCUUGGUGGUAUAAAAAUGAUAGUACGGAGAAUCGGAGACGACGGGAACAAUGACGACAGUUCUUCAGAAUCUUCUUUCAGGAAACUCAGCAAUUCCUAUCGCUACACCAACAACAUCUUUACCCCGGAAUUAACCGCUGCCCUGGAGGGCGUCAAAGAGUUUAAACGUCAGGAAGAAGAUGAUAUUUGGCCACACAAGGGACCCAACGUUUAUGUUACCCAGAAUAGCACAGAGUCCAUGAAGUAG